Messenger RNA from Durio zibethinus, 450 nucleotides. Lineage: Eukaryota; Viridiplantae; Streptophyta; Magnoliopsida; Malvales; Malvaceae. The record is from RefSeq and is a predicted model, not a curated record.
AUGAUCUUUUAUUGUAACUCGGCUGUCUCUGAUGCCACCAAAUGGGAAAUCUGGAGCGACGGAACCAUAAUAAAUCCUAGAUCUGGGCUAGUCUUGACGGGAAGUAAAGAUAGCUCAGGCAUGAUUAAUUUGAUUGUAGAUAGCAACUCUUAUGGUUCUAGACAAGCUUGGUAUGUCAGUAAUAAUACGAACCCAUCGGUGACCACCAUUGUUGGGUACAAUGGUGAGUGCUUGCUGGCAAGUGGAACUCUAGUGUGGCUGGAGAGGUGUUUGAGUAACGAUGCUGAACAACAGUGGGCAAUAUAUCUAGACGGGACCAUCAGGCCUCAGAAGAACCGACUCGGAUGUCUCAAGUAUACAGAUGAGAUCUUAGUCACCGUGGGAACGGCGAUGGACGGAAUGAGGAACGGUGGCGAUUUCAUAGCAAUGGCACCAUUUUCCAUGAGAUGA